This is a messenger RNA of Neohortaea acidophila, 1632 nucleotides long. RefSeq lists its product as uncharacterized. The transcript has 2 exons. NCBI's taxonomy places the organism in Eukaryota, Fungi, Ascomycota, Dothideomycetes, Mycosphaerellales, Teratosphaeriaceae. The record is from RefSeq and is a predicted model, not a curated record. The coding region runs from base 1 to 1632 and encodes 543 amino acids.
AUGACGUACCGGCCACCCGGCCGCAGCCAUCGCGCCGGCCGCGCGCAAGCCGACAACGACAUCUUCGAAGGCCUGCCCGUGAAGCAAUGGGGCCAAACCAUCGCGCACAUCUCCCUGGCCCCGCCCAAAUCGGAAAUCGCCCAAGUGGAAAACGACAAAUGGGGAGACGCGCCAAUGCCACGAGACUAUCAGCUUCUGUCGCCAUGGACGCAACAACUUCUGCGCAUAGCGCGCAGCGGCAGAACGGGCAACAAGCGCAAGCCCGAUCCGGACUCCCUGGACGACGACAAGCAGGACGAUGAGGCCGCGGAAGACAACAACAACAAAGCCGCCAACUUCGAGGAUCGAGGCUACAUCGCGAAGAAGUGGAAGCCGGUCCCCGAAGCCCUGCUCGAGCCGGAGCACAAGCACUUUGAAUUCCUCGCCAAGCGCCGCAAAGGCCUUCCCAAUUUAUAUGCCCCCGAAUUCCACAGCGGCACCACGGUGGCGAUGCGCAAGACCAAAGUCCAAAAAGUCAGCGCCGACGGCGAAAUCACCAUCUACGACGUGCUCGUGCCCGAAGGCCAGACGGUCGAAGGCGAGGUGGCCGAGACGACGGAGCUGGCCGAUAUCAAGCCCGUCGCCGCCGCGCCCGGCACCGUGAUCGAAGGCGUGGGCAUUGCGAACGACGAGGGCGUCGUGGUGGCCGAGCACCUCAAGCCGGCCGCGGCGCCGCGCCGCAAUCGGCCGCCGCCGAAGAAGAAGGGCGGGCCCGGCCGCGGCAAGAAGCGCGUCACUUUCACCAACCCGGACGGCUCCACUUACACUACUAUUGUGCCCAAUGCGACGAAGAUUGUCCCGCAGCCUGGGCAGACGGUCACGCACGUCGCUAAGGGCGAGGAGGCCAAGGCGGAUAUUACGGCGGAGCAGGCCGCGGCGCACGCGGCGCAGAACCCGGCGGGCGAGAACGAGGGUGAGGAUGGCGAGGAAGGGGAGGGCAGCGACGAGGAAGGCGAAGAAGGGGACGACGACGACGACAGGGAGGAGGGAGAACUAUCCGAAGAUGCGACGAGUGCGGCUCCCAGUGGUGCGCCGAGCGCUGCGCAAACUCCCGUGCCACCCGGCAAAGCCAAAUUCGACGCCCUGGCCCCGAUCAAGACGACGGAGGAGGACGUGGUCAUGGAAGACGAUGCUCCCGCUCCCGCUCCCAUUGAAGCGCUUGCGACUCAAGACCUUUCUGCCGUGCCCGUUGAAGAGCCUGUGACGGACGUCCCCGCCGUGCCGGUCGAAGAACCUGCGCAACGCGAGACUUCGAGCUCGCCGGACCUGCCGUUAGCAAACGCUUCUCAUAGCCGCUCGGGCUCGAUACUGUCGCCGCCUCCCCCGGCCGUAUCAACGAACGUGGAGCCUCCUCUUGUGGAAAGCACGGAGCCCGCCAUAGAAGCUGCCGCGGCAGAGGCAGUGACCGAGGCUGAAGCAGAGGCUGAAGCAGAGGCUGAAGCAGAGGCUGAAGCAGAAGCAGAGCAGCCCGUCGCGAGUCUCGAAGAUAGCAUGGGCGAUACAGAGGUCAAGGAAUUUGAGGACCGCGAUGAGGAUCUGCCGGGCAGUCUCGAGAAGUCUGUCGAAGACGAGCGGGGGGAGCAGGGGGAAUAG